AUGUUUCUCAAGGGAAUAUUUUGGUUAAUCUUCAUUUGUUUAUUAACAAUUGUUGGAAAUUGUCUUGUUAUCUUAGCAGUUUAUCGCGAAAGAUCUCUUCAUAAUGCCACAUAUUAUUACAUUGUUUCAUUAUCUUUAGCUGAUUUAUGUGUUGGAAUUCUUGUAAUACCUUUUGCGAUCUUUUUUGAAAUCUUUUCCGUAAGUCCUUCGAAAUAUUUAUGUCAGAUUUGGCACAUUACUGAUGUUGGUGCAUCAACGGCAUCGAUCUUAGCAUUGUGUGUUAUUUCAAUUGAUCGUUAUAAAGGAAUUCGAUCUCCAAUAACAUAUUCUCAAUCAUUUUUACGAAAACAUUCGUCAAUUGUCAUCGGUUCAAUUUGGUUUUGUUCGGGAUUUCUUUCGGUUCCGUUUGUUCUUUUUCUCGGUGAAAAGAAUUCAAGUGAAAUUCAACGAUGCAAAUUUCCAUCUGAUCCGAUCUUUGUUUUAAUCUCUUCAUUGAUUUCAUUUUAUAUUCCAUUGAUCAUCAUGGUGUUUGUCUAUGGGAAAAUUUUGAUUUUUUCUCGAAAACAAAUUCAAGCAUUUCGUCAAGGUUAUAAACAAACGAAAAGUCUUCAGGAAAUGUCUUCAACACCUUUCUUUCUUUCAUCGAUUCGUUUAAAAAAACCUUCACAAAGAAAAUCUUCAAAUGAACGACAACAAAUCACAUUGAGAAUUCAUAAAGGAAAAUAUAAUCAAUCAUCUCCGGAUAAUUCACCAUUAGAUCAUCGUUCAUCGUCUUUAUCAUUGAUUUUUCUACAAAGAUUAAGAAAUAUUCGUCGAACACGAAGUUGGUCAAGAUUUUCUCAUGAACAUAAAGCAGCGAAAGUUUUGGGAAUUGUUAUGGGAGCAUUUAUUGCGUGUUGGUUACCAUUCUUUCUUUUUCAUUCACUUACUUCCAUUUUUCAUUUACAAAUUUCAUCACAAUUUCAACAAGAACUUUUUCGUUUAUUUACUUAUCUUGGUUAUACAAAUUCAGCUUUGAAUUUCUUUGUUUAUGCUUUAACAUCAAAAGAAUUUCGUUUAGCUUUUAUUAAACUUCUUUGUCCUCGACAUUAUGUUCAAAAAACUUUAUUUAAACAUUAUUAUCAUCAUCAACAAAGACAAUUACAAAAUAUUUAA
Molecule: messenger RNA, 1155 nt
Organism: Adineta ricciae
Lineage: Eukaryota; Metazoa; Rotifera; Eurotatoria; Adinetida; Adinetidae
Source: the annotation of a GenBank genome assembly